CCAUGAGCUACGGCCGGCCGCCGCCCGACGUGGAGGGCAUGACCUCGCUCAAGGUGGACAACCUGACCUACCGCACGUCGCCCGACACGCUGCGCCGCGUGUUCGAGAAGUACGGCCGCGUGGGCGACGUGUACAUCCCGCGCGACCGCUACACCAAGGAGUCGCGCGGCUUCGCCUUCGUGCGCUUCCACGACAAGCGCGACGCCGAGGACGCCAUGGACGCCAUGGACGGCGCCGUGCUGGACGGCCGCGAGCUGCGCGUGCAGAUGGCGCGCUACGGCCGCCCGCCCGACUCGCACCACAGCCGCCGCGGCCCGCCGCCCCGCCGCUACGGGGGAGGCGGCUACGGGCGCCGCAGCCGCAGCCCGCGCCGACGCCGUCGAUCCCGCUCCCGCUCCCGGAGCCGCAGCCGCAGCCGGUCCCGCUCGCGCUACAGCCGCUCCAAGUCGCGCUCCCGCACCCGCUCGCGCUCGCGCUCCACGUCCAAGUCGCGCUCGGCCCGCCGCUCCAAGUCCAAGUCGUCGUCGGUGUCGCGCUCCCGCUCGCGAUCGCGCUCCCGCAGCCGCUCCCGCAGCCCGCCGCCCGUGUCCAAGAGGGAGUCCAAGUCGCGCUCGCGCUCCAAGAGCCCCCCGAAGUCGCCCGAGGAGGAGGGAGCCGUGUCGUCGUAGGCCGCC
Molecule: messenger RNA, 674 nt
Organism: Suncus etruscus (white-toothed pygmy shrew)
Lineage: Eukaryota; Metazoa; Chordata; Mammalia; Eulipotyphla; Soricidae
Gene: SRSF2
Product: serine and arginine rich splicing factor 2
Exons: 2
Coding region: 3-668 (221 amino acids)
Molecular function (GO): RNA binding
Source: RefSeq, a predicted model, not a curated record